Molecule: messenger RNA, 264 nt
Organism: Microthlaspi erraticum
Lineage: Eukaryota; Viridiplantae; Streptophyta; Magnoliopsida; Brassicales; Brassicaceae
Source: the annotation of a GenBank genome assembly
AUGACGAGGAGUAAGAAAGUGAACGAGUUAUCGACUCUAUGCGGUGUCCCUGCAUGCGCCAUCAUCUACAGUCCAUACACCACCAAUCCCGACGUGUGGCCGUCAAAUGCCGGCGCGCACAGCGUUAUUUCGGAGUUCCGGGCGUUGCCGGUGCUGGACCAACAGAAGAAAAUGUUGGACCAAGAGGCGUUCAUCAGACAACGCAUAGCAAAGCUUUCCGAGCAGCUUAGAAAGAGAGUAAGGAGAGCAGGGAGCGGGAGAUGA